ACUCCCACGCUCCAUAUGGAUUCUGGGUUCUGUGGAGCUGCGAGGACCGCGAACAUUUGCUAAUAUUCGUAUGCACUCCACGCAGUUUCUGUGGCUGCGCAUCCCACCAUAAUUGAGACGGUGAGACCAAAUGCGGUCAAUGUGACCAGCAACAACCACCGUCCUUCCUUCAUCCUGCUUCCUUUCAUUCACCGCAGGCUCUGUCAAGUCCGUCAGUAUCAUCAUGGCCAUCAAUCCUGCCUCGAAACCACAGCACUUCAUGGAGCUCACUCAAAAUCCUCAUCACCACCACCGCGUGCUCGCCCACGACCUCUACCAACCCAUGCCCAAUCCUCACCUCCUACACGGCGAGGCUAAGAGCUCCGCCGCUUCCGCAGCCUUGCAGAGCGAUGAAGCUAUGAUCUCCCGCCACCGAACCGCCUCGACCUUUGACACCGAGAGCCAGUCUCCUACGCAUACCUCCCCGUCUGAUCCUUUAGACCUCACUCGCCGUCUCAAAUCCCGGUCGGAGCUCGACCAUAUCACGGCCAACACUGCCCGGAAACGGAAUGCUUGCAACCCGCUUCAUUUGGCGGGGCAAUCCCAACAGUCCAAGAUCACAAACUUCUACGAGUCGCAGAAUGAACAGAUCGAGAGGCUGCUGAAGCCCGUAGAUGAGCAUGUCAGAGAAGCAAGAGACACGCAGACAUCGACCCAGCUACGCUUCCAGAUUGCCGUGUACGGCUCGUUUGUGGCGAACAUCAUUCUUGCAAUUCUACAGGUCUAUGGUGCCGUUAGUUCGGGCUCUCUAUCCCUAUUCACAACCAUGGCGGACGCAAUAUUCGACCCCUUGUCCAACAUUACACUUAUAUUGUCCAACAAAGCGGUCAAUAGAGUCGAUGCGCGCAAAUUCCCCGCCGGCAGAGCACGAAUAGAAACAGCCGGAAACAUCGUGUUCUGUUUCCUUAUGACAGCUGUCUCCUUCAUCCUGAUCGCUUUCUCCGUACAGGAGCUGGUGAGAGGCUCGAAUGAAGACACCAAGAGAUUCCAUCUCCCGUCUGUUGUCGCCGUGGCUGUUGCAUUUGCCACGAAACUCGGGCUGUUCCUGUAUUGCUGGGCACUCAGGAAUCAAUACUCCCAAAUUCGCAUUCUGUGGGAAGACCACCGCAACGAUCUGUUCAUCAACGGCUUUGGUGUGUUGACGUCGGUGGGCGGGAGCAAGUUGCGUUGGUGGAUAGAUCCGGCUGGCGCAAUUGUUCUCUCAGUCUUGAUUUCCGUCCUGUGGCUGCAUACUGCAUACUCGGAGUUCCAGCUCCUCAUUGGUAUAUCCGCUGACACCGAGACACAACAACUUAUCACCUACGUCUCUAUGACACACUCGGAGCACAUUAAGCAUAUCGAUACCGUGAGAGCAUGGCACAGUGGACCGAGAUUGGUCGUGGAGGUGGAUGUCGUUAUGGACCCUGACGAGUCCCUGAGAGUGAGCCACGACAUCGCCGAGGACCUGCAGAUGAAGCUGGAGAGUCUGCCCAACGUAGAGAGAGCGUACGUCCAUGUGGACUACGAGUUUGAGCAUCGGCCAGAGCAUUUCUUGAAAAAGGAGUUAUAGAAAGGUGAAACCAAAAAAACCGGAUGGGAGGCUGUAUACAUGUGGUGCAUUUGUUUUUGGAGUGUAUCUUUGAGGGUAGUUCAGACGGCUCCGACCUAGACAGCGGGUCAGGAGCCUUGAGGCAUAUUUGGUUGGACACGAUUCAUGACAAGACAUUCUCCAUCUCGUGGACGGGUAGUCGAGCCCGUAUUUGUCGGGAUGUGGUGUAUAAUGAAGAUCACCAAUUCUUCUCCCUG
Molecule: messenger RNA, 1824 nt
Organism: Cladophialophora immunda
Lineage: Eukaryota; Fungi; Ascomycota; Eurotiomycetes; Chaetothyriales; Herpotrichiellaceae
Exons: 1
Coding region: 224-1588 (454 amino acids)
Biological process (GO): transmembrane transport; monoatomic cation transport
Cellular component (GO): membrane
Molecular function (GO): monoatomic cation transmembrane transporter activity
Source: RefSeq, a predicted model, not a curated record